This is a messenger RNA of Aspergillus versicolor CBS 583.65, 1525 nucleotides long. Its product is annotated as putative EF-hand calcium-binding domain protein. The transcript has 2 exons. Gene Ontology annotation, cellular component: nucleus; cytoplasm. The coding region runs from base 240 to 1169 and encodes 309 amino acids. The record is from RefSeq and is a predicted model, not a curated record. NCBI's taxonomy places the organism in Eukaryota, Fungi, Ascomycota, Eurotiomycetes, Eurotiales, Aspergillaceae.
UCCGAAUCUUGCUUACAGUGUUUCACGGGCAAUUCUUUAACAGAUAGACCCGGCGUGUUCACUGGUGCAGUCACCGCUCCUUGUGAUUUGCUUUUGCUUUUGCGAGUCAUACCGCUGUCCUGUCAGUUCUGCAAGGGGAUUUCCCACCGCAUUCUCCGUACUUAUUUACACCUCGUCCCCUCACCAACCCCCACCACUAGGACCAUCUUCACUCACCCAACCUCUCCUAGAAAAUAAGGAUGAAAGUCCUGUGUCUCCAUGGCAGAGGCACAAGUGGCGCAAUCUUCAAAUCGCAAACCUCCUCCGUCCGCUCGCGCCUCACAGACCUCAAUCUCGACUUUGACUUCCUCGACGGUCCCUACCCCUGCAGCCCCGCUCCCGGAAUCGAGCUCUUCUACCCAGGCCCAUACUACUCGUACUUCGCCGAGACCCCGCAGAACACCGCAUUCGAGACAAUCGAGUCAACGCACGAAUGGCUAUCAGAUAUAAUAUCACAACGCGGGCCGUACGAUCUGGUCCUGACAUUCUCACAGGGCGCAGCACUUGCGGCGGGGAUGCUUCUGGUGCAUGAAAUGGAUUCGCAAGCACAGUCACACUUUCCAGAAGCUGAAACCGAAUCCAGACAUGGCCAUGCAGAUAAAAGUACCAGGAAACCACCGUUUAAAUCGGCAAUCUUCAUCUGCGGCGGCGCGCCUCUCGCCCUGCUCGAACACGUCGGGUAUAUUAUUCACGCGGCCACGAAAGAGCGCGACCUCGCAAGCAGAGUGGCACUGUCAUCCAUGGCCGGCUCCGCUGCAAUCCUAUCCCGGGGGUCAGCAAGGUGGACAGCGAACGGGCUCGACAUGACAUUCCCCUCUACCACGACAUCAUCGCCCUACAGCUACAACCAACUCAGCAACGGUUCGCUGCAACUGACGUUCAAUAAGGAGGACGAGAUCCGGCGGGAGAUAUCAAGACGUGGGGGUGUGAAGAUCUCUAUUCCGACGGUGCAUAUCUACGGUGAGCGUGAUCCGCGCUAUAUUGCUGGGAUUCAGCUGAGCGAGGUGUGUGAGAAGGCGAGGAGGAAGGUGUAUAACCAUGGCGGCGGGCAUGAGAUUCCGCGAUUUGAGGCUGUGAGUGGAGCGAUUGCAGACUUGGUGAGGUGGGCUGUUAGAGCUGCGGGGGAGUAAGAGUUGCAUUUGUUUGGGGCAUGGGGUGGUGUUUAUUCUGUGGAAUUGGAUUGUUUGGGUUUAUGGGGUUGGGUUCGGGUUUUGACUUCCUGGAGUUGCGGGUUCCAUACACCACGACCACGUUAACGAGCCACCUACUUAGGUAACAGCGCCUGUAAUUGAAUUAAUAGACCGAGACGUAAAUCAAUUCUGCUGCAGGAGAAUAAUAGUCGGUAUCGUUCCCGAACAGUCAAAACCCGCCCUCAUCGGCAAUCGGUCUUUGACCGACGGCUAUUGAAUGUAUCUCCGAACUAUAUAGACCUCAGUCUUCAUGCAUUUGCCGCUGCAGACAAUACAUUGCAACUAAGAUAAUCGAC